AUGCAGCGCCCCGACGACGCACCUUUGAGCAAGUCCCUGCCCGGCGCGCUGCGCAGCCUGUCGGGCUGCGCGUACCGCGUCUGCGCGCCCGAGCAGCUGCUGCUGCUCAAGGGCUUCGGCCCAAAGACAGUCAAGAUCAUCAUGGAGGUGCUGUGGAGUGUGUCGCCGCCGGAUGAGGAGGACGAGGAGGAGCGGGAGUUUCGGCAGCUGUGCGAGGCGGAAGCCAAAGCAGAGGCAAAGGCCCACAAAGCAGCCGCCAAAGCAGCCGCGGCGCCCGCCCCCGCGCCCGCGCCCGUCCCCGUGGCGCCGCCCCGUACGGCCACCGGCUCUGGCGCCCCUGCGGGGGCGCGGGCGGGCGGCGUGGCCGCGCCACGAGUGGCGAGCCACGACCCUCUGGAGGCGCUGAGGAGCGCGCUGGGCGAGUCCCAGGCAUGGCAGGACAUGGCGCAGCGCGCGGUGGCGCUUGCCGGGGCGCAGCAGGGCACCGACGGCGGAGCGCCGCCCGCCCAGCAGCGCCCCCAGCAAGCGCGUAAGCGCGCCGCCGCGGGCGCCGAAGGCGGCGGCGGCGGCGCGGGCGGCGCGGGUGGCGUGGGCGGCGGCGAGGCGGCGGCUCGGAAGAAGCCACGCGCGAAGCCCACGGGCGGCCCCAAGCUGCCGGCGCCGGGCACUGGCAACUAUGCUGUGUUGGUGGUGCUCUACAUGUCCUACAAGCGCGGCGAGGCCUGCAUGCUCAAGGAGUCCGUCCUGGACGCGGCCACGGCCCACGCGGGGCUCUGCGAUGUCUCCAUGCGGCCCAGCAACGCCUGGUCGGCCAGCGCCAAGGACCGCUACAACGGCUGGAGCAACGUCAACGUGAGAGGGGGAAGGGCCUGA
Monoraphidium neglectum is the source of this 873-nucleotide messenger RNA. RefSeq lists its product as hypothetical. Gene Ontology annotation, molecular function: crossover junction DNA endonuclease activity. The coding region runs from base 1 to 873 and encodes 290 amino acids. Lineage: Eukaryota; Viridiplantae; Chlorophyta; Chlorophyceae; Sphaeropleales; Selenastraceae. The transcript has 6 exons. The record is from RefSeq and is a predicted model, not a curated record. Gene Ontology annotation, biological process: double-strand break repair; DNA catabolic process.